AUGGUCGCCUCACAAGCAGGAUAUCAUGCGCUGAUCCAAGGGUUGAAGACAUGGACGCUCAUCAAGCGUAAUGUCGCUAGCGGGAGGUCUGCUCGCCACGUGAACAGUAUCAUAGACUGCCUGUACGAUGCCAUAGACUCGUACGAGAGUUUGGCCGAGCUACCCAGGGGAAGGAUUGGGGCAGCAAGCAGACAGCGCAACUCGGUCUCAAUGUCCUGCGAUUCGCUGAGUGGUGACUCGUUCUUCUCGUACGAUGAAGCGGAAACUUUGUCUCUCAUUGGCGAUCAACUCGGAGACACCCUAGACUCCCAGCACGGCGGCUACGAUACCCCACUCGAACUCAGAGAUCUUCCGGCCCUGACCCAAACCGAAGAGGACAGGGCCGCCACAGGGCAAACAUCCACCCACACUGUCACGCCUACUCGUCUCUCCCCCGAAACUCUAGCGCUUGCCACAGCACAAUCACUGGCAGCGGAAGAUGAAGGGGUUGUGGUGCAUGGAGGGGUGCAGCUAGUGGAGAGUACCGGAGUUGAUGAGGCUGGUGCGGAUAUGGUCAAUGAUAAGUUGGCUGAUAUUCGUCAACCGCUGGUGCAGAGUGCCAAACUGCGUGCGGAUGAGGCUAUAGGUGCUAAUAGCGCUGCAGCUGUGGUUAAAGGCGAAUGUUUGCCCUCCGAUAGGUGUAUGUGGAAGUAUUUAUUAUUAUUAUGA
Molecule: messenger RNA, 708 nt
Organism: Sphaeroforma arctica JP610
Lineage: Eukaryota; Ichthyosporea; Ichthyophonida
Exons: 3
Coding region: 1-708 (235 amino acids)
Source: RefSeq, a predicted model, not a curated record